Molecule: messenger RNA, 4203 nt
Organism: Ruditapes philippinarum (Manila clam)
Lineage: Eukaryota; Metazoa; Mollusca; Bivalvia; Venerida; Veneridae
Exons: 1
Coding region: 1-4203 (1400 amino acids)
Source: RefSeq, a predicted model, not a curated record
AUGGAUAUUUUGAGAAUUAAGAAGAGAAGAAGUGCACAUAAGGCUGUGAUAACACGUCAACUUGGCAAAUUAGAAGAAUAUGCGGGCGAUAAUACGCACUUUAAUACCGUUUUUGAAACUCUACGUAACAAACUUAUGGCACUGGAAGAGAUCAACGAGGAGAUAAUGUCGCAAGUAGAUGAGAUAGACAUGGAGACCGAGAUGCUCGAGACUGAGGACUAUAUGCUGGAAGUUCGGAUACGAAUUGGAGAUUUGGAGGCUCAACACCGCGCUGCCGUGGAGAUCACCCGUUCCCCACAAAUUACCCUUGAGAAUAACACACUUGAGGAGCCCCUAAAUAGUAACAACCAUGAGACCGCACAACCCGUGCACAGUAACACCGAAGGAACUUCCGGGAACCGAAAUAAUAGCACAUCGGCUAAUAAAGUAAGUGAAAUUUCAAUUCAGUCUGCAACACAGUUUCAUAAACUUCCGAAGCUUACAUUACCAAAUUUUACUGGAGACAUUUUGGAGUGGCAAACAUUUUGGGACUGUUACGAGUCAAGCAUACAUAACAACAUGUCACUAUCUGAGGUGCAGAAAUUUUGCUAUCUGAAAACUCUAUUGUCCGACGAUGCUGCCAGUGUGAUUGAUGGUUUGAAUGUUACACAUGGAAACUAUUCAGAAGCUAUACAUUUACUCAAGGAACGUUUUGGUCAGACACAUAAAGUUGUAAAUGCGUACACGCAAGGUUUGUUGGAUUUACCUAGACCAACUUCCCAACUGUCCAGUCUAAGACCGUUUCAAGAAAAGAUGGAGGCAUAUAUCCGUGGUCUACAGUCCCUAGGUCAAGGUCAUGAGUCCUUUGGAAAUUUACUUAUACCAGUCAUACUUGAAAAACUUCCGGCGGAGAUCAAGCGGAACAUGACACGUGACCAUGGCGGGAGUGAAUGGUCACUUCCGGAACUUAGGAGAGCGUUAAAGAUGGAGAUCAAUAUAAUAGAUUCAGGCCAGCCAACACAGACUACAUAUGAACAUUUGGCAACUGCAUCUUUCCUUACAAGCACAAGACCAACACAAAAGAAGAAAUGUUUUCAACACAUACAAGAAGUCCAAAUACCCCAACGCCCCCAAUGUCCAUUCUGCAGUGAUAAACAUUUUGCUAAUGACUGUAAAAACAUCAUAAAUCCUAAGGAGAGAAAAGCCAUUAUUCAUCGCAAGAAACUGUGUUUUAACUGUUUAGGCAACCAUAUUGUUGCUUCCUGUCGCUCAAAACACCGGUGUAGAAAAUGCAACCGGAAACACCAUACCAGUAUUUGCGAUCAGAGUAUCGGAAGCUCACUGAACACAUCGGCUCCAAGUUUCGUCCCUACUUCCGGUAGUGAAGCAACAACGCAUCUUACUUCCGGUUCCAGUGCACAAUCGGCCAUUCUACAUUCUGCAACACAAAGUAGAAACAACGUUUUACUGAAGACUGCUGUUGCUGAGGUUACUUCCGGUCACGCCUGUGCUAAAGCAAACAUUUUAUUUGACGAAGGAGCGCAGCGUUCAUUUAUUACUCAUGAACUCGCCGAAACACUACAAUUACAGAGACGCGGGUCUGAAGUUGUCCAUCUGGCUGCAUUCGGGGCGGAGUCCAAGAAAGUCGGCCAUUUUGAAACCGCCACAGUUUACCUGAUAACUGACAACUCAGAGAAAAUUGCCAUUGAUGUCUUAAUUGUGCCGUCUAUUGCUGUCCCUUUACGUAACCAAAUACGAGCUGCCACACAUUUGCCAUAUUUACGAGGUUUGAAACUAGCCCACCCAGUACCGGAAGUUGACACAUUCAACAUAUCAUUACUUAUUGGAGCGGAUAGAUAUUGGGAGAUAAUUGGAGACCGUAUUAUACGGGGCGACGGACCGACAGCUGUCCAGUCAAAAAUUGGUUUUCUUCUGUCCGGACCACUUCCGGUGACGUCAUCAAGCACAGCUACGAACUACAUUAUGAACAUUAUUACAUCUGCACCAGAUUAUAAUGAUCUUGAGCGAUUCUGGAAAUUAGAAUCCAUCGGCAUUUUACCCGCAACAGAAGAAAAGGCUUCUGACUACUUGCAUAAUUAUCAGAAGAACUGCAUUACCUUUGAAAAUGACAAGUAUACUGCCUCGUUACCAUGGAAACCUGAUCACCCUAAUUUACCCGACAACUAUAACAUCACAUUAAGAAGAACUCAGAACACCAUACGACGAUUACGUGAAGACCCCCCUUUACUACAAAAGUACGACGGCAUAAUUAAAGACCAGGAAAAGAGAGGAUUUAUAGAGAAAGUGAAUGUUUUAUCAAGUGAGCGUCCCGUGCACUAUAUCCCACAUCACGGAGUAAAGAAACAUUCGGCCACCACCCCUAUCCGUAUUGUGUUUGACUGUAGUUGUCGUCAAAACAAAAAUUCACCGAGUCUUAAUGAUUGCCUUGAAUCAACCCCUCCUCAGAUCAACGAAUUGACGAGUAUUUUAGUGAACUUUAGAAAGCACAGAUAUGCCGUCUGCACAGAUAUUGAGAAGGCUUUUCUUCAAAUACAACUCCACGAGAAUGAUCGUGACGUCACACAAUUUAUAUGGUUGAACGACAUUUAUGAUCCAAAUAGUGACCUUACAACAUACAGAUUCAAGUCCGUACUUUUUGGUGCCACAUGUUCACCAUUUAUACUUCAUGCCACUUUAACCAAGCAUCUGAGUGCCAAUGAUCAUAUUUGGGUGAGUGCAAUACUUAAGAAAGACUUAUAUGUUGAUAACGUGAUGUCCAGUUUUUCUGACGAGAGUACUCUACUUGACUACUUCCAGAACACACGCAAAUUGAUGACAUCUGCUGGUUUUAACUUACGGACCUGGAGCUCUAACAACAGUUCCCUGCGCAGCCUAGCGGAAGCGGAAGAAGUAGCCGAAACUGAAGAAAUAACUAGCAUCCUUGGAAUGAAAUGGGACUCGAUAUCAGACCAGAUUUUCUUAGCACAGAAGACAAUUUCUACUUCCCAAUUUAUGACAAAACGUGUCAUACUCAAGGAAACAGCGAAGAUUUAUGACCCCCUUGGCUUCCUGACCCCACUCACAAUUCGUGCAAAAAUCCUACUUCAAGAUAUUUGGAAGCAAAAGUUCGAGUGGGACAUGUCCCUACCAGAUGACCUACAGACCCAAUGGUAUAACUUUGCUAAAGACUUAAACAGUGUAAUCCCUACCAGAUACCCGAGAAGUUACUUCAAGGAAACUGACUCUUUGGCAUUUACGUCCGGUAUAGGCGACAGUGCUGCCAGCGCAUCCUCAGAUAUUCAUCUUCAUGUGUUUUGUGACGCCAGCCUUAAGGCCUAUGGAUCAGUAAUAUACAUUACACGUGGUGACCAGUCUGCACGUGUUAUAUCAAGGACACGUGUCGCACCUUUGAAGCUUCUGACAUUACCAAGACUUGAACUUAUGGCUGUAGUGAUUGGUUCAAGACUUCUGCAGCACGUGCUACAGACGAUACCUACAGCAUCCGUACACAUGUGGUCUGACAGUCAAAUUGUUCUACACUGGCUGUCAUCCAACCGGAAGUUGAAAACAUUUGAACAGAAUAGAGUGACUGAAAUACACAAUCUUACAGAGAACAGAAGGUGGAUGUACUGUCCAACCGAGCACAAUCCGGCUGACAUGUUGACAAGAGGAAUUACAGCUACUGAAUUUCUGAAGAGUAGAUUAUGGGAGAAAGGUCCUGAUUGGUUAACUGAUGAAAGUCGAUACCCGAGCCAACCAGCUGUUGUAACAACUGUUUUACUCGCAGAAGAACAAGAUGAUACACUUGUUACCAUGACAACCUACGACAUUCACAAUGUCAUUGAUAUCAAUAGAUUUAGCCGUUACAGAAAGCUUCUUAGGGUGACAGCCUAUAUGAUGAGAUUCAUUCAACAUUGCCGAUCUGCGAGAACUUCCGAUAAUACGUCAACUCUGACGUUAACUGUAAAAGAACUUGCCGAUGCUGAGAAGAUGUGGCUUCAUAAUUGCCAAGCAACCACCUACAGCGCUGAGAUUACAUGUAUCAAGACCGGAAGGAGAAACCUAACGCUUGUUAGGCAACUACAAUUAUACCUUGACAAUAAUGGCUUCAUUCGCUGUGGUGGUAGGAUUCAUAACGCCCCUUUAGCUGAGCAAACCCGAUUCCCAUAUCUGCUUCCGUCAAACCACCAACUGACGAAACUUGUAAUUUAUAGACGCCCAUGA